CAUGCAGGUUCUAGGUUUUCAUCAUUCCAAAACGUGUUUAUUAGUUUUGGUGCUUGGCAGACUCAUGUAUUCACAGCAGAGGCAGCAGAAGAGGUAAAGAAGGUCAUGUCUGUGAAGCCGUCAGUUGUUUGCUUCAUAGUGAGAGUCCAACACUGUAGAGCCAGGUGGCAGAUGCAGAAAAGUUCAUUGCAGGAAAGCCAAAAAGUAAAAACAAAAGAGCAGAGUCGAGAAGCCUUUUCAUCCAGUGUGGCGUCUUUGUCAAUCCCAUGAUUGUUUAAGGGGGUUACAUGAACCCUCUUGUUCUGCACCCCCUGAUGUCAGGAGACCCGUAGUCUGAGUGGUAGUCUUCAGUAAAACAAUUCAUUGUUUUUAAAACUCACUUAAAAAGACAAUAUUCAUUCACAGCAACGCAUUUUCUAGUACUCUGUCCAACCUGCUCAACUUUCCUGGAGGAGCAGAUCAAACUUUUCCUCACCUGGGAUAAAAGAAUCAUGUUUAAAACACUCAAAAAGUAAACAAGACUUUCAGACAAAAAACACAUGGGUGGCCUUUUAUGACACAAAACCCAACGUGAUGUCAUUAUCUGCCAACAGACCUUUUAUCAAACUUGAAGUGAUCAUCUUUCAUCAUGUGUCAAAGUGACCAAAGCCACCUCCAGAUGUUUGUUAGUCAACAUAGGCAGGACCACUUUGCUGGACUGGACUGAAAUGAGGCUGUCUUCUCUCCAGCCUCUUGCCUCUCCAGCGAUCCUCUAACACACAACUUUCAUGAAAGAUCUCUGUGUUAGGCUCCACCCAGGAAGGACGGGUCCAACUCCCUUGAGACAUUCGCGACAACGGAUCUCAAGUAAAACAUCAUCCCAGGUGUCGCUAAUAAAAUGAGCUUCCUGUUCUACCCGUUAAAGGCCAUCAGGAACAUGCUGCCUGCGUCUGUAGACCUUAACAGGUUUCCAGAGGAAAACUGGGCGAUCGAGAAAAGUUGGACUGAAUCUGCUUUGUUCGAUUCAUUGCCAGCAAAGGCUUCCACUGCUCUUAAGAAUCUCCUGGCUGCCCAUGGAUUACCUGAAAAUCUCGAGCCCUUCAUCGAGGUGGGUGAGAAGCUGGAGAAGCUCAUGCAGGAAUUGGAGAGACUCUGGGUCGACCACUGUCCUUUUCCCAAUUCUUAUCCUCAACUGGCUGUUGAGAACUUGCAGCCCACUCAAGGUUCCAAGAGUGAGCCUGCGCUAUACCACUGGCUGGUGUACAUAGCGCUUUUCCGUACUGUGUGGGAGAAGAUCCAGCAGAAUUUGAAGAGAUAUGGUGACCUUCCACCCCACUGGAACGACAUGAGUUUCGACCUGGUGAAAGUUUGUCCAGUUAGUCCAGAGUCCACUGAAUACAAGCAUCUCACGUAUAGGCUGAAGCACCAGGGCUUCACUCGAAGGCCCAUCUCUAUCGAGCGGGUGCAGAACAAGACGUUGUGGAAGAGCUACCAGCUGAAGAAGAAAGAGCUGGAGGAGAAGAACUACAGUCAGAGCAAUGAGAAGAUUCUGUUUCACGGCACCAAGGCCAACUUCAUCCCCAAUAUAAACAGGCGAGGCUUCAAUAGGAGCUAUGCUGGGAUGCAAGGUGCCAAAUAUGGAAAGGGCUCAUACUUUUCAGUUAAUCCCAAUUACGCCCGAGAAUUCUGCGGACCGGACGAAAAUGGCGUCAAGCGCAUGUAUAUUGUGCGAGUCCUGGUGGGCGCCUUCACUCUGGGGAGAGCUGACAUCAUCGCUCCACCUCCCACCAAUCAUGAGGCAGGAGACCUGUUCGACAGCGUGGUGGACACGCUGGAAAGACCUACCAUGUAUAUAACCUUCAAUGACAUUCAGGCGUAUCCUGAGUACCUGAUUAGCUUCAUGUGAUGGUGGCUGAAGAUCUGCAGUCCUCUCCUCUUUCUUCCCAUAUUUGGAGUGCACUAGAGAUAGACACGCGAUAGAUGCUGUUACUGUUUUGUAAUUUACUGUCCUUCAAAUCAAAGAAUGGGGACAGCAAUUUCAUUUUUGUAACCACAAAGUUCUGUUGAAAUAAAACUGAACCGCUC
Molecule: messenger RNA, 2064 nt
Organism: Synchiropus splendidus (mandarinfish)
Lineage: Eukaryota; Metazoa; Chordata; Actinopteri; Syngnathiformes; Callionymidae
Product: protein mono-ADP-ribosyltransferase PARP15-like
Exons: 4
Coding region: 878-1885 (335 amino acids)
Biological process (GO): negative regulation of gene expression
Cellular component (GO): cytoplasm; nucleus
Molecular function (GO): NAD+ poly-ADP-ribosyltransferase activity; transcription corepressor activity
Source: RefSeq, a predicted model, not a curated record